Synchytrium microbalum is the source of this 690-nucleotide messenger RNA. RefSeq lists its product as uncharacterized. Gene Ontology annotation, biological process: regulation of transcription by RNA polymerase II. The transcript is spliced from 5 exons. Gene Ontology annotation, molecular function: transcription coregulator activity. Bases 1 to 690 code for a protein of 229 amino acids. Gene Ontology annotation, cellular component: core mediator complex; mediator complex. Lineage: Eukaryota; Fungi; Chytridiomycota; Chytridiomycetes; Synchytriales; Synchytriaceae. The record is from RefSeq and is a predicted model, not a curated record.
AUGGCAGCUCAGGGAGAUACGAGGCCCGUAUCAGCAUUUCCACAUCCACCUCCAUACUACACGUACUUUACAGAUGCCAACACUGCAGCAGUUGAAAACGGAAAUCAAGCUCCUGACGUUGUUCGUCGAUUCUUGACGCCGCCUGAACCAAUUACUGGCAAAUACCAGAUAUUUGGACGAUGGACUGAUGUGCAAAUUCAGUCUACGACAUUGGCUGAUCGCAACAUCAAACAAUUAUAUCCUGAUGGACCGAUAGACCGUCGAAAAGAGCUCCAAUCUCUGAACGAAUCGCUGCUAGCCAACUUUGUCGAAUUAUUGGAUGUUCUAGUCAGACACCCCAAAGAUUAUGCAGUCAAAGUGGCAGAUAUUCACACAGUCCUACAAAACAUGCACCACUUGAUCAACGAUUACAGACCUCAUCAAGCUCGUGAUACGCUGCAACUGAUGGAAGAACGUCAGAUACGUCGUCGUAAAGCAACCACUGAAGAAAUCAAUAGAGCAUGUGAUGAAGUUCAAACAAUACUAGACUCGUGUAAAUCAUUACUGAUGGUACCAGCUCCUAUGACUGUUGAUACCACGAUACAAUCACAACCAGAGCAACCACAACAGCAGCAGCAAUUGAAUAGAAGUGAGCAAGUUCAGGCACUUUUAGAUGCCAUGAAAACCAUUGAAAGCAUGACUCAAACAUAA